AGUUAUCAACAAAAAAUCAAACAAAAAUUUUUAAAAAUCUUUUGGUUACUAUUAAUUCCCUGUAGUUAUAAACUUUUUCAAUGCUUCUGGUGAAAUAAUUUAAAUAAUCAUAAAAUCAAAAUGUCUCAAGUUGAAAUUAAUGGCGUGAAAGUUAAUUUUCCUUUUGAGCCUUAUCCUGUCCAGGUUGCGUAUAUGAAGAAGGUCAUUGAAACUCUUGAAAGUAGCACGAAUGCUGUUUUAGAAUCUCCUACCGGUACUGGCAAAACAUUAAGUUUGUUAUGUAGCACUUUAGCCUGGCUACUACAUAAAAAAGAAAUGGUAAUUUGCAACAUGAAAGCACAUAAUAAACCGGGGGAUAUUUCACAAGACAUUUUAAAAUCUUGGGAUAUACCAAAAGUUUAUUACACAAGUCGUACUCACUCACAAUUAUCUCAAGCUGUUCAAGAGCUUAAAAGAAGUUCAUAUUCAUUUGUAAAAGCAAUUGUACUUGGCUCGCGAGAUCAAAUGUGCAUACAUCCAGAAGUUUCGCAAGAACAAAACAGUGCACAAAAAAUUCAGUUAUGUAAAAUUCACGUUACGAAUCGAAGUUGUUCAUUCCAUUCACGGUUAGAAGAAAAAAAAAACAGGCCAGAGAUAGCUGAAAGUCCUGUUCUGGAUAUUGAGGAUUUAGUGGCAAUUGGCAGAAAAAUUAGAAUGUGUCCAUAUUUUGGUUCAAGGGAAAUCUCUUCAGAGGCUGAUAUAAUUUUUAUGCCUUAUAAUUACUUGAUUGAUCCGAAUGCACGCAGAGCAAACAACAUUCAAUUACGAAACACUAUCAUUAUAUUUGAUGAAGCACAUAAUGUUGAAAAAAUGUGUGAGGAAGCUGCUUCGGUCUGUAUUAAAUCAUCUGACAUUGCACUAGCUAUUGAAGAGGUAACUUUUAUUAUGAAAAUGCUUGACGAAGGUGAUGCUUUCUUAGAAAUGGGUGGAGGCUCAGACGAAGUUAAAGAUUUCACAAUAGAUGAUUUAGUAGCACUUAAAGAAAUCCUUUUGAAAUUCGAGCAAGCCAUUGAUGAAGUUGAAUUGCCAAAUAAAUUUUCAGGAACUACUUUCCCUGGAGACUACAUGUUUGAAUUAUACUCCAAAGCAAAUGUUAAUUAUACCUGCUUCAGUAUGGUAAUCACAUUAUUAGAAAAAUUGCUGACAUUUUUGGCAGCUGCACAACAACGAAAUUUAGCUUUCAGAAAAGGGGCCGGUCUUCAAAAUUUUGCACAAUUAACAGCAAUUGUGUUUGAUAGUAUGAAAGACGACAAAGUAGAAAAAAUGGCAAAAUCUUUUAAAGUUCAUUUCGAAGUUGAGGAAAUAAGAAAAACAAAAGGUGCCGACAAAGAUGGAUGGAUUUCAUCUAAAGCCCAUCAAGGUUUAAAAAUGGCUAAAGUAGUUAAUUUUUGGUGUUUUAACCCUGGGUUUGGUAUGCACUACUUAUUAAAUUCACAAGUUAGGAGCAUAAUUUUAACUAGCGGUACAUUAGCACCAUUAAAGCCAUUGAUAGCAGAAUUAGGAAUACCAAUAUCCAAUAGUCUUGAAAAUCCUCAUAUAAUAAAACCAUCGCAAAUUUUUGUUAAAGUAGUUUCGAACGGUCCCGAUCGUGAGAAAUUAAUUUCUAACUAUGAAAAUCGGGACAACCCAAAAUACAUCAACUCUCUAGGAGGAACUAUAGCGAACUUUUGUAAUGUUAUUCCUGACGGUGUUUUAGUUUUUUUCCCGUCAUAUGCGGUUAUGAAUAAAUGUGUUUCUAGUUGGCAAGCAAGUGGAAUUUAUAGUAGAAUAUCAAAAAGAAAACCAAUUUUUGUUGAACCGCAAGGUAAAGAAGCGUUUCUUGCUACAAUGGCUGAAUUUUAUGAUAAAAUUAACAAUCCGACAUAUAGUGGAGCAUGUUUUUUUGCGGUGUGCCGUGGAAAAGUCUCAGAAGGUUUAGAUUUUGCAGAUGCAAAUGGCAGGGCUGUAUUAAUUACAGGUUUACCAUUUCCACCUUUCAAAGAUUCCAGAGUUGUUUUAAAAAAACAAUAUUUAGAGCACAAUAGAACAAGGGAAAAUGAAUUAUUAUCAGGUAACGAUUGGUAUUUUCUUGAAGCAACUAGGGCAGUUAAUCAAGCUAUUGGUCGUGUUAUACGCCAUAAAGAUGAUUAUGGUGCUAUCUUACUAUGUGAUUCAAGGUUUGCCAAUCGUAGUCAACAAUCACAAUUGUCAACAUGGAUUCAAGAGCACUUAAAAAAUGCUAAUGAUAGUGAAAACAAUUUUGGCAAAAUAAUAAGGGAACUGAAGUUAUUUUUCGAUAAAGCAAAAUGUACAACAGGUUUAUCAGUUAUUGAUAAUAGAAGUUCACCUAGUACCAGUUUUGAAUGCAAAUCAGCUUUUGUGAACACAAUUCCCAAAGUGAAAAACGAAAAUCGUGUAAUAAUUCCAGAAAGUGAUAUUGGGGUAAUUAGUGAUUCCAGCAGUCAGUUUAAUAUUCAUAAAUAUAAAUCUGAAAAUAUAAAAAAAGAAGAAACAGAUUUUUCUACCCGUUUAUACCAAGGUGAUGCCCAAGUAAUAAAUUUUAAUGAUCAAAUAGCUGAUCAAAUGUCGACAGUUGUGUCUAGUCCAAGUUUUGUUAAAAUUCAUAAACGAGAUAGAUGUGCUGAUUUAACGUCGCCCGAGAAUAUUUUAAAAAAUCUUUCUAAGAAAAAAAAGCUGAAAAUAAUUGGUAACGACACUGAUAUUGAUAAAGACUCUAAUAUCGAAAAUAGAAAUUUACUCGAAAGCAAAACAAUAAUUAAAAGUUCAAUUUCUGAGGAUAAUGAAAAAGUAUCAAAAACAAUGGAUAGAUUAGAAUUUUUAAAACUGAUUCGAAGUUCUUUAUCAUCUCAAGAUGUUAACAAGUUCAAUAGAGCGCUAAUAGCAUAUCGCGAUAGUGACAAUAUUGAUAUAUUUUUUUCCAUUUUAUGUAGUUUAUUUAGUUCAUCCGUUUUUACGUAUUUAUUAAAAGGUACACGAAGAUAUAUAAAAAAUCACCAUAAAGAUAAAUUUGACAAAUUAUUAGAAGAGUUCUUGAAGGCAAAAUGUGAUGCUUGACCCUUCGAAAAAAAUUUUUGAAACGUUUUAAACGUGAAUGAAAAAUCUUGAUAUAAAUAUAUUAUAUGUAUAUAAGAAAUGAUUACGAAAGAAAAAGGCAUUUCGUAAACUUUGCAUAAUGUUUUUACUUAAAUUUAUUUGUUUUAGUAUAAUUAUGUAAUAAAAAAAGUUUCGCUACA
Molecule: messenger RNA, 3272 nt
Organism: Condylostylus longicornis
Lineage: Eukaryota; Metazoa; Arthropoda; Insecta; Diptera; Dolichopodidae
Gene: Rtel1
Product: regulator of telomere elongation helicase 1 homolog
Exons: 3
Coding region: 121-3093 (990 amino acids)
Biological process (GO): DNA repair; negative regulation of t-circle formation; negative regulation of DNA recombination
Cellular component (GO): nucleus
Molecular function (GO): hydrolase activity, acting on acid anhydrides, in phosphorus-containing anhydrides; ATP binding; DNA polymerase binding
Source: RefSeq, a predicted model, not a curated record